Myodes glareolus (Bank vole) is the source of this 6278-nucleotide messenger RNA. The record is from RefSeq and is a predicted model, not a curated record. NCBI's taxonomy places the organism in Eukaryota, Metazoa, Chordata, Mammalia, Rodentia, Cricetidae.
UGUGUGUGUGUGUGUGUGUGUGUGCAUGCGCGCGAGUGUGCGUGCAUGUGUGAGAUGGAAGGAAUUCUGAAUCUUUCCUUUGUUUUAAGGUCCAGGAUAAGCAUGAAAUGAAAGCCUUCCUUUUGAGAAGAGAGAACUAGAGACUGUGUAGUUAGGACGAGAAGGUUCUUGGGCAGAUGCACUUUAGAAAAGCUUUGGAAUACAAGACUCUGGAAAUGAAUUUUCUAAAAGCUGUUCACUCUUGCACACCUCACAGAAAGUCUCCAUGAAGGACCUAGCACUGGAUAAUUAUGGUCCUUUACACCCCAGCUUGAGGACCGCUGAACUGUCUUUCAGUAGCUAUGUGCUAAGCCAUAGAAACCCAUCUUUUAUGUUUAUCUUUUUAAUUCUCGUUUUGCAGCCAGAGAAACCAGACAGCAGAUUAUGUGACGUGUCCUAACUGACAUAGAAGGGGUGCACCAGGAUGUCAGAGUCCUGGCCUGGAACCACUAUGUACUCAGAUGUCUAUUGUAAAAGAAAGGCAAAGCUGACUUCAGGGCAGUUCAUGUCAAGCCAGGCAAAAGCUGUUAUUAAAACUACUGACGAUUGCGUGCAGCUUCAGUUUGGCCCCAGCAGACUUCUGCAUUCAGUGGCUGUAUCACAAGGGUCAGGCCUUCAAGAUUGUUCUACACAUCAAACAGCAUCAGAUCACAGCCAGGAGGAACCAUCAAACCCAGAUAGCUGCAAAUCCAAGAGUAAAAACAAUUCUUGUUUUAUGUCGGCAUCCAAGAGAAACAGGCUUGUCAGUGUGCCAGUGGGUCAGCCGAGAGUUGCAUCAGAGUCCUCUCUAAAAUUGAUGUCACCCCAUAAUUGCCAAGGAUUGUCUCAGAGAUAUAAACUUCAACCACGAGUCAUUAGAGUGACGGCUUAUAAAAAUGGAUCUGGAACAGCCUUUGCCAACAUUAUUGCACCAACCAUCGCCUUGGUGCUGGAAGCGUGCACACACAAGCUGAAUCUGAACAUGGCCGCACGACGAGUGUUUUUGGCAGACGGCACGGAAGCCCUCAAACCUGAAGAUAUUCCCCAUGAAUCCAACGUUUAUGUUUCAGCAGAAAAGCCCUUUGUAAAUCCAUUCAAAAAAAUUAAAGACCAUCUGCUGUUAACUAAGAGAGUGACUUAGACAAUGCAUGGAUUGAUGCUUCCCACUGGUGUCAAAAGACAGAAAACCAAGCCCGUACUUUUCAGAAGGAUGAAGACACUUUCUCAGAAGACCUCAGUGAGAAUUCUAGUCUUUAACAUUGGCAUGGGGCAGGAUGGGCAUGAGCUUACAGUGGGAAAGGAAACAAUCAGAAAGGUGACUGAUCUAAAACCAAUUAUGAAUCAAAUGUCAAAUUUGAAUAUUGCUCAAAGGUAUUUCUUAAAUGUGUAUGGCUUAAAGCUAGAAGACAUUCAUAAAGUUCCUCUGCUUGAAAAAUGCCGGCAAAAUUCCAUCACACCUUUACGGGGACCACUUUGGGUCUCUAAGGGAGAAGGUUUCAGUCCCUCGGGGACUAAGAUGUACAUCCAAGGAGUUCUUGGGGCCUUGCAUCAACGAUUAAAGUCUGCAAAAAAUUAUUCCAAGCAGUUGAACUUGAUCAUGAAUGGACAGAAAGAGAAAAUCACAGAAAAGCCCAUUCUAAUGACACCAGAGGAACACCAGAAGUCACAAGAAGAGGUGAGCACGCUGAUUGAUGAGUUGCAGACAGCUAUCCAAAGCAGCAGAGGCCCUCUCGCUAAGCUGGGCCCCCAAUUACAGGCUGUGCAGGAGCAGUUCUCCUGUGUCUGCCAACACCUUAAGAGCCUCCCUGCAAACACCGUGGUCCCGGGAGGCAUUACUAUCAAGGUAUCUGAAAACGGUAAAGCCACUGGAGAGAUCUCUGUUUACAUCAGUAGAAAAGAUCUAAAGUCUGACAGUCCAACUCAAGGUGAUGAGAUAAUGCAAGGAUUACUUCUCAGACUCCAUCAACCGCUUCGAGGUUCCUCCAUCAAUUCCCAAGGCCUUCACUUGUCCUCAGCCCGGAUUUUUGAUGAGCAUGGUCAACAGAUUAAGAGUCCACUGCUGCUGAAGAGCGGUCAAAAAAAUUGGUUUUCUUAUGGGAAAACAUGCAGACCUCCACUAAACCCAGUUUUGGCUCUGACCUUUGACCGAGUGACUGCUUUAGUCAGAGAAGGUAUCACUGCUGUCUAUGAGACCCUUACGGAUGCUGAUGCUGCUCCGCUAUUCGGAAGUGAUGAAUUUAAUGACAAUGAAAUGAAAACUAAUGCAUUACACUGGGGACUCCACGAGACAGUGGGAACUAAUGCAGUGCACUGGGGGCUCCACGAGACAGUGGGAACUAAUGCAGUGUACUGGGGGCUGCAUAAGAGAGUGGAAACUGAUGCAGUGUACUGGGGGCUGCAUGAGUCACUGGAAACUAAUGCAGUGUACUGGGGUUGGAAAAUCUGUGAGGGAUUUCCGGUGAACUUUGACUGCACCAGUCAACAGGUCCCUAAUUGCUCUGAAAAGGUGGCCAUGAAGAAUCAUUUCCUACAGAACAAGGUGGAUCCCAAUAUCAUUCUUUAUGCCUCAGUUUCCAUCAGAAAGCACAGCUCCUCCAGGAGGGAAGUUAGCAGCGGGAAUCAGAAAGUGGCCUGGUCUGCAGCCAGCAUGUGGCAGAUCACCAAGACUGGGAUGAUCCUGAGCAGAGCGGUAACUCAGGGAUACCUGGCUAUUGGUCAUCCAAUCAGAGUCAAGCCCACCCAGGGAACAUCACUACAAGGAUAUAAGUUACUGCUACGGAAAAGACACGUAGGAGAUGAGUCCCAGAAGCGGACGUUUGGAACAGAUGGCUGUGUUUAUUCUCAGGCUUAUCCUCAGUUUGCCCUGACUUACCUGGAGGAUCUCACUGCUCCAGUGGAUGUGAGCCAAACAGACAACCAUAUUCACCACAGAGCCUGGGCCACAGCACACCAACACCAUGACAGUCCCAGUGAGGAAGAGGGUUCACACAAACCUGCCAACAGUCCUUUACUGGAGCAGCUGUCGGAACCCUCGGACACUCUCGAUGAGCCGCGAGGCUCUCUUGAGGAAACAGGGCAGCUGGCAGUGGUGCUGCUGAGCAAACUGGAAGGCAAACAUCCCAAGGCUCCUGCUCAGAGGUGGGCCAUAAAGCAUAACAGUACCAGAAAGCCCUGCCAAUGGAAACACUCCAAAGUUGAGAAUCCUCUGUGGAACAAGCACUACAUGUGGCUAGUCCUUCCCAGUUGCCAGCUUAAUGAGGCAUUUGAUUGACCAAUAGAAGGUCUACUGGUGCCAAACAGCCCUGCCAUGAAGAGGCCGGUUUGUAAGACACCAGAGCAGUUUGUCCCUGUGAGACUCCAAAUCCUGAGGAAUGGAGACAGGAGAAAGAGCAGACCCCUUGUUAUGGGCCCAGAUGUCUCACCGAGAUGGAGACUACAGUGCACUGAAAUUUUAGAUUUACCUUCUGCUGCCCGGAGACUUUUCGAUGAAAGGGGGAAGGAAAUUUUUUCCCUGAGUGACCUGCAGAGAGAUGAACUGGUAUACGUCUCAUGUGGAGAAGCCUGGAUUAAUCCUGACCUCUCCAUCGCUCAACAAAGGAAGCAAGUCCUCCUCAGGAGCCUUGAGUUUGACGUUUCCAAGAUUAAAACCUUUUGCAGAUUGUGCAAGGAGGAAGCUCUCGUUUUAGACAUCCGAAGUGACCUUGUGUCUGGGGGCAAGCUCGCUGUGCAUAAACCUGUAGUCGUUGUUGAGGAAGAGAAGCAAGAGAAAGGAGCAGCGGGAACUCAGAUACAAAACGAUGCUUUAAUACCAGGAAUUGCUCCCAGAGAUGCUCUAGAUUCACAUGCGAGAGCCCAUCUCCGCCUGGAAGCCUGUUGCAGGAUGCCCAAGUAUGCCUGGCAGGACCCUUCGUACAACCUUGUUGAUGGUGACAGCCUUCCAAAGAAAAUGGGCAAAGAGCUCUUGGAAAAUGGGCAGCCCCCAAAGAAACACAGCCAUUUCCCCAAGCACAGUAAAUUGCAGAAGCUGCAUCAUCAGGAAUUUGAAUACAGAAAUGGGCGAAUCAUUAGCUUUGCCGCUCCUCAGCUGGUCCUGGGUGUACAGGGCUCCAAACCCCGGUCAGGCACAGAGGUCAUUUUGGUGGAGAAGAAAUCUGACGAUGGGAACCAGCGCUGGACACAUAAGGAAGAAAGCAGGACCUUCCACCUGGUGAGUAACCCUGACCUUGUGCUGGCAGUGUCUAUGACCAAGGCUCAGAAUGAAGCCCAUGGCUAUCCAGUUAUCAUUCAGAAAUACAAGCCACACAGCAAUGGGGCUGCCAAUCAAAAGUGGCAUUACGUGGCAAAUACGAGAACAUUCAUAGCCUUUCACAGCACUGCCCUGGAUCGGAAAAUCACAGCAGCCAAUUCCUCCGGCCUUUGUACGUCAUCUGUCACUAAAGAAAACAUUGAUCAACCCGGAUACUGUUACCUCUCACCCAAUGGAAAGAAAAAAAUGAUGCUCUGCCAGGCCUGCGGACAGUCCAUGCGAGCAGAGAAGGGGUUGAAACAGCUGCUUCCGGGCGCUCCAUUCUUCUGUGUUUCUGGCUCAGAGCAGAAGUCCUUGCCACGAAGGCCAUUCAAGGUCAUCAACAUUGCCAAGGCUGAUUUAUCUUCUUAUGAAGCUGAAAACACUCUGAGAUAUUACGAAGAGCGUCUGUCAUCUUUAUGGAUGAAGGCACGCACAUGCACUACAUCCCAGAGUGGCGUGGUAGCUUCCUACCAAAAGGCAGUGAAAGUAAUUGCAUACAAAAAUGGGGAUGGAUAUCGGAACGGGAAGUUGAUUAUGGCUGGAACAUUCCAUGGGCUUCUUGCAGAGUGCACGGAACGGCUUGGACUCUCUAGAGCAGCCUCUAAAGUCUACACCAGAGAUGGAACCAACAUACUCACUUUGCGCGGCUUGGUUCUGUGGGCCAUAGGUGAGACCCUCACCCAGAGACACCCUGAGGCACAAAAGAGAAGCACAGAUUCUCUUGAGACAGAAGAGACAGCUGUUCAAAAUACAGAAGAACACUCAAGAAUGAGAAUGGGAAACGGAUUGGAUUGUUUGGAGGGCAUAGAUAAAUCUUUGCUUGCUCAGAUCCUCAAAAGUCCUAUUGCAAUUUGGGUGUCUUGUGGUGAGCCAUUCCUGCCUCUAAAUGUUUCACCGAACUCAGAAAAAUUAAAGAAACAAAAUUGGAUAAAGAAGGACCAAAUUUUGACUGAUUUAGACACCAUGAGACACAAGAUGCGGCAGUUGAAAGGGCGGCGUGUGACAGCCUGUCAGCCAGCCACCAUGGUGCCCACCCAAAGCCCUCUGCAGCCGGUCGUGAUGGAGGGAGGCUGGACCGAGCAGACUCAAGAGGAGAUGAAGCUCAUGGAGCGUAUACGAGAGACCGAGGUGCAACUUUCUGAAGGCCAAGAACUACAGCCCAGGUGCUCUCUGAUUGCAAGUCAACGUAAAGUAAUCCAGAAGCGCAGCCUGCACUGGGUUCCGUGCGUGAAACGAGUGUGGGCCUACCAGAAUGGAGGCAGACCUGACAACGGUGCUUAUGCCUGGGCCAGCACUAUUUCAGAGCUGCUGGAUGAGUGCACUGCCCGUCUGAAAAUGUCCCACCCAGCCAAAACCCUGUACACCUCAAAUGGGGAGCUCAUUCAGUCAUGGGACAGCAUAGAGAAGGAUAUGAUUGUCUGCGUGUCUACAGGACGUGGCUUUAUAACCUCAAAAGAAAAGAAGCAGCUGGUGGAAAUCAAAGCGAAUUAUGCCAGAAUCCGGAGGCAGCAGGGCCGCGAAGCCACAGAUAUUGUAGUAUCCCCAUCAACGAAGCUUCUGUCUCUCCUGCAGUCAUACAACUAAUUUCAAGAAGAGCUCCAUAUCAUGUGCUGUAUUUUCUGGAUAUAGCUAUGUGUAGAUUCUCAAGGGCUAGUUAUGCCAUCACCGUUUUUGUCCCUUUUAACCUGUACAUAGCUUCCCUUUUAUUCCCACCCUCCGAUGAGAUUUGAACCUAGCUGUUGGACAUACACUUGAGCGGUGUGUCAAGCGUCCUGAGCUAUGCCCCAGCUCCCUCGGUCUCCUUCAAAGGUUAUUAGUUUCCACAUUGUAUGUGAAGUAGCUUUGGAUGCCUCGAGUCUGCUCCUGGAACGGCAACGAAACAAGACAAAUAAUGCAAGGAAGAUGACCGGCUUAGGUGAACUUGCUUCGAGAAAAUAAAAGUUGCUGGAAAGUAAGUAUCAAGGAACAUACG